This is a messenger RNA of Trichechus manatus latirostris (Florida manatee), 3597 nucleotides long. RefSeq names its product platelet and endothelial cell adhesion molecule 1 (gene PECAM1). The transcript has 18 exons. The record is from RefSeq and is a predicted model, not a curated record. Gene Ontology annotation, biological process: cell surface receptor signaling pathway. The coding region runs from base 208 to 2562 and encodes 784 amino acids. Gene Ontology annotation, cellular component: plasma membrane. Gene Ontology annotation, molecular function: transmembrane signaling receptor activity. Lineage: Eukaryota; Metazoa; Chordata; Mammalia; Sirenia; Trichechidae.
UAGGGGCUUCGGUUGGGGUGACAAACCACCCGAUUGACUAGGGGCCAUAGAUGGGAGGUGAGUUAGAGUGGAAAUUGGCUGCAUCUUGGUGAAUUAGAUGACAUUCGUCCUCAGAGCUUGAAAAAGGGGCAUCUCGACUUACCAAGUUACAGGUGCUGACCCUGCCAUCAAGGAGCCAGCAGCCCACCUGAGGGAGGAUGGAGCAUCAUGGAGUAUUGUAGGAAGUGCCUGACAGAGGGAAGCACUGAAGAGGGCAAGUUUCUCAUCUGUGGGAAGUGUCUUCUGCCCCAGAGGCAUGGCUCAAAGGCAGAACUAACCAUCCUGGCUGUUGAAGCUCUUACAGUGCAGCUGAGGUGGCCCCACCGGGACAAGAUGUGGCUUGGGGUCCUGCUGACACUUUUGUUCUGUUCAAGCCUUGAGGGUCAAGAAAACUCUUUCACCAUCAACAGCAUCCGCAUGGAGAGCCUGCCAGGGUGGACAGUGCGAAAUGGGCAGAACCUGACCCUCCAGUGCAUCGUGGAUAUCAGUACCACCUCACAUGUCAAGCCCCAUCACCUAGUGCUGUUCUACAAGGAUGACGUGAUGUUCUACAACGUCUCCUCCCGAGAGAACACAGAGAGUUAUUUCAUUCCCCAAGCCCGGGUUUAUGACUCGGGGAAAUACAAAUGCACUGUGAUCCUGAACAACAAGGAGAAAACCACGCCGGAAUACCAGGUGUCGGUGCGAGGAGUACCCAAUCCCAGGGUAGUGCUGGACAAGAAGGAGGUGAUAGAAGGCGGGGUCGUGACGGUCAAUUGUUCUGUCGAAGAGGAAAAGGCUCCAAUAUAUUUCAAAAUUGAAAAAGUUUCACUAGAAUCAAAAACCAUCAAACAAAGUAGAGAGAAGACUUCUCAGAACCAAAAUUUUGUGAUGGUGGAAUUUCCGAUUGAGGAACAAGACCAUAUUUUAAUAUUCCGCUGCCAAGCUAUGAUCCUCUCUGGGCUUCAGAUGGAGACUUCGGACCUCACCAGGAGUGACCUGGUCACCGUGAGGUCAUCCUUCUCCAUUCCCAAGUUCCACGUCAGUCCUACAGGAAUGAUUACAGAAGGAGAUCAGCUCCAUGUUAAGUGCACCAUUCAAGUGACGCACUUGGCCCAGGCAUUUCCUGAAAUCAUAAUCCAGAAGGACAAGGCGAUUGUUGCGCACAGCAGACAUGGCAAUGAGGCUGUCUACUCGGUGAUGGCCGCAGAGGAGCACAACGGCAACUACACCUGUAAAGUGGAAGCCAGUCGGAUAUCCAAGGUCAGCAGCAUCGUGGUCAACAUAACAGAGCUGUUUUCCAAGCCAAAGCUGGAAUCUUCCAUCACACGUCUGGACGAGGGUGAAAGCCUAAGCCUCCAGUGCACCAUCCCAGGAGCGCCCCCAGCCAACUUCACCAUCUGGAAGGAAAACAUGACUGUGACGCAGACUCAGAAUUUCACCAAGGUCGCCUCAGAGUGGGACAGCGGGACCUACAUGUGCACUGCGGCCAUCGGCAACGUGGUCAAGAGGAGCAACAAGGUCCAGAUCACCGUGUGUGAAAUGCUCUCUGAGCCCUGGAUUUUUCAUGACAGCAGAUCUGAGGUGGUAAAAGGACGUACUAUAGCCAUCAGUUGCCAAUCAAUAAAUGGAAGCUUACCUAUUUCUUAUCACCUUUUAAAAGCAAAUAAAACUUUAGAGAGCUUUCAAAAAAGCUCCAGUGAUCCUGCAGUGUUCAAAGACAAACCAACAAAAGACACUGAAUACCAGUGUAUUGCGGAAAAUUGCCAUUCUCAUGGGAAAAUCAUCAGCAAGGUCCUGAGGGUCAAGGUGAUAGCCCCGGUUGAGGAGGUCAAGCUGACUAUCAUGUUGAGUGAGGAGGUGGAGUCUGGAAAGGCCUUUGUGCUCCAGUGCUGUGUGAAUGAAGGGUCUGGUCCAAUCACCUAUAGGUUUUACAGAGAAAAUGAGAACAAGCCCUUCCAUGAGACCACUACAAAUGACACCCAGGCAAUUUGGCACAAGGCAGAGGCUAGCAAGGAGCAGGAAGGACAGUAUUACUGCACGGCCUCCAAUAGAGCCAACUUCGCCAGAAGCCUCCCCCAAAGCAACAAGCUGACAGUCAAAGUCUUCCUUGCCCCAUGGAAGAAAGGACUUAUUGCAGUGGUUGUCAUCGGAGUGAUAAUUGUCACCUUGCUACUUGGGGCUAGAUGCUAUUUUCUGAAGAAAGCCAAGGCUAAACAGAUGCCAGUGGAGAUGUCCAGGCCCGCAGCACCACUUCUGAACUCCAACAAUGAGAAGAUAUCAUCAGAUCCCAGUCCUGAAGCCAACAGUCAUUAUGGUUGCAAUGAAGAUGUUGGAAACCAUGCAGUGAAAUCAUUAGAUGAAAAUAAAGAGGAUCUGAACUUGGACGUGGAGUACACAGAAGUGGAAGUGUCCUCACCUGACCCUCACCGAGCUCCGGAAAUCAAAGGCACAGAGACGGUGUACAGUGAAAUCCGGAAAGCUGACCGUGAUUUCAUGGAAAACAGAUGCUCUAGAACGGAAGGCUCCCUUGAUGGUACUUAGGACGGGAGGGCAGAUGCUAACCCUGGGAGGACGUCCACAUUCCGAGAAGAGCAGAUGAUUCCCGUAUUCCAAGAGCUCUGUGCACUUGUUUAUGAACCUGCCCUGCUCCCAGCAAACAAAGCAAUUCCUCAGGCCAAGCCGCCAGUCCUUAAAUCCCUCCUACUGCAUUUAUGUUGGGUAUAAAGAGAUACGGAGGGGAUGUUUAAUCCCCCACAAGGGCCACCUGCCACCGAGCGGAGCCUCGCUCCCCGACUCCUGGAGCUGGGCAGUGGAAGCAGCAGAAGGAGGUUCAGGGUAAACAGGCCAUUGGGAUACUUUGAAACUUGAAUAUUUUGUCUUGUACAGAGAUAAAGAACUUCUCCAGAUGCCCUCAUACACAGAAACCUGCUUUUGUUUCAUAGUCAAUCACUUCUAGCACAUGGCCUGGCUUAGGGGCUAGUUUUUCUCUUUUCCUUUGGUCCUUUUUACUUCAGUUCAUCAGAGGGGCUGUGGUUCUGGGCCUCUUUGCCCUUUGGAAGCGCACAAUGUGGACCAGACAAUUUCACUCUGUUCUUGAAGCUAUGACUUUGCCCACCACCAACGGGAAAGCAAACUGCUCAGGAGCGAUGCCUUUGAAAUGCCAACUUGAAGACAAGAUUCAUUCCGGGCAGUGCACAAAAUCGAAACUGAAGUUGGACCAAGCACAGAUGUUCUUAAGCUGCUUUUCUAUACCCUUCUCUUUCUUUUCCUCUCUUUGCUGAUGGCUGAAAGAUGGGAAGAUGGAUGCCUACAGCAAAUACUAUUUUUAAUAGAAAAUUGAAGUGUGUAUUUUUCUUACUAAUUUUUUUUUUUUUAAUUUAUUCCUUCCUGAAGUCUUAAGAUGUUUCCUAUGGGGCAGGUGAUGGUGUGAGCGGGUAGAAGGGGGGCUGCGGCCGCUCUGCGGUGGAGUUUCUCUAGUGAACACACCUAACCAAAGCCACUUCCCCAUCUGCCUCAGUGGCAUGCUGCAGAGACCCUGAGGGGGGUUGUAUUAAAUAAAUUUGAUCUUUACUCUUU